UGCCCCGGCCCGGCCAGCCCUGCCCCGGCCCGCCCCGCCCCGGCCGGGCCGAAGAUGCUGCGCACCGGGGGCCGGUAGUACUAUGAUUUGGUAUGUGGCCGCUUGGGUAGCAAGUGUGCUCGGCGCCCGCGGGCUGCCCGUCCAAGGUGCCCUCGGCUCGAGGGAGGAGCCCGAGUUUGUGACCGCUCGCGCUGGCGAGAGCGUGAUCCUGGGAUGCGACGUGAUCCACCCGCUCACGGGGCAGCCCCCUCCCUAUGUCGUCGAGUGGUUCAAGUUCGGCGUCCCCAUCCCCAUCUUCAUCAAGUUUGGGUUUUACCCUCCCCAUGUCGACCCGGAGUAUGCCGGCCGGGCCAGCCUGCACGACAAAGCCUCCCUGCGCAUUGAGCAGGUCCGCUCUGAGGACCAGGGCUGGUACGAGUGCAAAGUGCUCAUGCUGGACCAGCAGUACGACACCUUCCACAACGGCAGCUGGGUCCAUCUCACGGUCAACGCUCCCCCCACUUUCACGGAGACGCCGCCGCAGUACGUAGAGGCGAAGGAAGGCAGCAGCGUCACCUUGACCUGCAUGGCGUUCGGGAACCCCAAGCCCAUCGUCACCUGGCUGAAAGAAGGAGACCUUUUGGGUGCCAAUGGCAAGUACCAGGUGAGUGACGGGAGCCUGACAGUGCUCUCCGUCAGCCGGGAGGACCGGGGUGCCUACACUUGCCGGGCAUACAGCAUCCAGGGAGAGGCUGUGCACACCACGCGCCUGCUCGUUCAAGGACCUCCUUUCAUCGUUUCCCCUCCGGAGAACAUCACGGUCAACAUCUCCCAGGAUGCGCUCUUCACCUGCCAGGCCGAGGCGUACCCCGGGAACCUCACCUACCUGUGGUACUGGGAGGAGGAGAACGUCUACUUCAAGAACGACCUGAAGUUGAGGGUGCGGAUCCUGAUCGAUGGGACGCUGAUCAUUUUCCGUGUCAAGCCAGAGGAUGCUGGAAAAUACACCUGUAUCCCCAGCAACAGCCUGGGCCGCUCGCCAUCGGCCUCUGCCUACCUGACAGUGCAGUAUCCUGCCCGCGUGGUGAACAUGCCCCCUGUCAUCUACGUUCCCAUCGGGAUACACGGGUACAUCCGCUGCCCGGUCGAGGCAGAGCCCCCGGUCACGCUGGUCAAGUGGAACAAAGACGGACGUCCCCUGCGCAUCGAGAAGUAUUCUGGCUGGAACCUGCUGGAAGACGGGUCGAUCCGGAUAGAGGAGGCAACCGAAGAUGCUCUCGGCACUUACACCUGUGUGCCUUAUAACGCCCUGGGUACGAUGGGCCAGUCUCCCCCUGCCCGACUGGUACUGAAGGACCCCCCCUAUUUCACGGUGCUACCAGGCUGGGAGUACAGACAGGAGGCAGGGAGGGAGCUGUUGAUUCCUUGCGCUGCCGCCGGAGACCCUUUUCCCAUCAUCGCCUGGAGAAAGGUCCUCUCGAAAACGGGGGAACCGGCUGCCAUGCCACGACCGGAGAGACCAGAUCCCUUGCCGGUGGCCGGCGGUGUCCCCUGGGCCGUGCAGGUAGGGAAGCCCAGCAGGAGCAAGCACAACACGCUGCCCGGCGGCACCCUGCAGAUCCGCUCCCUCGGCAAGGACGACCACGGCGAGUGGGAGUGCGUCGCCACCAACAUCGUCGCAAGCAUUACUGCCAGCACCCACCUUACCGUCGUAGGCACAAGCCCUCACGCCCCGACCGGCGUGCACGUUGUGGUCGCCAUGACCUCUGCCAACGUCUCCUGGGAGCCUGGCUACGACGGUGGAUAUGAGCAGACUUUCUCAGUUUGGUACGGCCCUCUGAUGAAGAGAGCCCAGUUUGGCCCCCACGACUGGCUGUCUCUCCCUGUGCCAGCUGGUUCCAGUUGGCUACUGGUGGAUACCUUGGAACCGGAGACUGCCUACCAGUUCAGUGUCUUGGCUCAAAACAAGCUGGGCACUAGCUCCUUCAGUGAGGUGGUCACUGUGAACACUCUAGCAUUCCCUGUAACAACUCCAGAGCCUCUGGUGUUGGUUACCCCACCGAGGUGCCUAACAGCCAACCGGACACAGCAAGGCGUCCUCUUGUCAUGGCUUCCUCCUGCUAACCACAGCUUCCCCAUCGACCGCUACAUCAUGGAGUUCCGUGUCGCGGAGAGGUGGGAGAUCUUGGACGACGGCAUCUUGGGGACCGAGAGCGAGUUUUUUGCCAAGGACUUGUCCCAGGACACCUGGUACGAGUUCCGGGUCCUGGCGGUCAUGCAGGAUCUCAUCAGCGAACCCAGCAACGUUGCUGGCGUGUCCAGUACAGACGUAUUCCCUCAGCCUGACCUGACGGACGAGGGUCUAGCCCGCCCGGUGCUGGCUGGCAUCGUUGCCACCAUCUGCUUCCUGGCUGCUGCCAUCCUCUUCAGCACACUCGCCGCCUGCUUCGUCAACAAGCAACGCAAACGCAAGCUCAAGCGCAAGAAAGACCCUCCUCUCUCGAUAACCCACUGCAGGAAGAGUUUGGAGUCCCCGUUGUCUUCCGGCAAGGUGAGUCCCGAGAGCAUCCGCACGCUCCGUCCCCCCUCGGAGUCCUCCGACGACCAGGGCCCGCAGGCCAAGCGGAUGCUGAGCCCCACCAAGGAGAAGGAGCUCUCCCUUUACAAGAAGACCAAGCGAGCCAUCAGCAGCAAGAAGUACAGCGUCUCCAAGGCGGAGGCCGAAGCCGAGGCCACCACCCCCAUUGAGCUCAUCAGCCGCGGGCCGGACGGCCGCUUCGUCAUGGACCCGGCGGAGAUGGAGCCCUCCCUGAAGACCCGGCGGAUUGAGGGCUUCCCCUUCGUGGAGGAGACGGACAUGUACCCCGAGUUCAGGCAGUCGGAUGAGGAGAACGACGACCCCGUCGUCCCCACCUCCGUCACCGCCCUGAAAGCCCAGCUCACCCCUCUCUCCUCCAGCCAGGAGUCCUACCUUCAGCCACCAGCAUACAGCCCCCGGUUCCACCGGGCGCUGGAGGGUCCCGGCGCCCUGCAGGCCACCGGCCAGACCCGCCCGCCGGCCCCCCGGGCUUUCCACCACCAAUUUUACGGUUACCUCAGCAGCAGCAGCCCCGGGGAGGUGGACCCGCCACCCUUCUACAUGCCAGAAGUCAGCCCGCUGAGCUCGGUCAUGUCCUCCCCGCCACUGCCCCCCGAGGGGCCCUUCGGACACCCCACCAUCCCCGAGGAGAACGGGGAGAACGCCUCCAACAGCACGCUGCCUCUGGCCCAGACCCCCACGGGGGGCCGGUCCCCCGAGCCCUGGGGCAGGGCCGAGUUCCCCUUCGGCAGCCUGGAGCCAACCCCGGCGCCGUUCCCCCACCAGCUCCAGCCCUGCGAGGCGGCUGAGGGCACCCAGCCCACCGGCUGCCUUCCUCGGGGGCCGCCCCCCUCAUCCCUCCAGGUGGUCCCCGCGUCCUACCCGGGCAUCCUGCCCCUGGAGGCACCAAAGAGCUGGACCGGCAAGUCACCCGGCAGGGGCCAAGCCUCCGUGCCCACCACCACGAAGUGGCAGGACAAACCUAUGCAACCCAUGGGAUGUCAAGGGCAGCUAAGACAUACCAGCCAAGGUAUGGGCAUACCCGUGUUGCCUUACCACGAACCGUCCGAGCCCGUCGGCCCCAGCGGCACAAGCACAUUCAGCCUGGACACCAGGUGGUACGAGCCCCAACCCCGACCUCGGCCCAGCCCUCGGCAGGUCAGGAGGGCUGAGCCCAGUUUACAUCAGGUGGUGCUACAACCUUCGAGGCUUUCUCCUCUGACCCAAAGCCCCCUCAGCUCCCGCAACAGCUCCCCGGAGCUGACCGCCCGCGCCCGGCCCCGGCCGGGCCUCAUCCAGCAGGCUGAGGUGUCGGAGAUCACCCUGCAGCCCCCCGCGGCGGUCAGCUUCUCCCGCAAGUCCACGCCGUCGACGGGAUCCCCCGCGCCGAGCAGCCGGGGAGGCAGCCCCAGCUACCGACCCACCGCCGCCUUCGCCUCCCUGGCCACCGCCUACGCCGGCUCCCAGGGCUCCUCCCUGCCCGCGGACACCGUGGAUGUUUUCGGAGACAUCCCCUCCCCGAGGAGGGCCGGCGAGGAGAUUCUCCAACCGGAGCCGACGUCCACCACGGUAGCCGCCACGGGAAAACAUCCAUCUCCGUCCGGGGACGCUGCUGCACCUGAGAGGCUCGAAGCUCUGAAAUACCAGCGGAUAAAGAAGCCCAAAAAGUCAUCCAAGGGCUCCUCGAAAUCCAGAAAACAAUCCAACGGCUCUGCCUCCCAGGUUCAGCAACUUCCCAGCUCUCAGGUACUGUGGCCUGACGAAGCUGUCUGCCUCCGCAAAAAGAAGAGACACCCUCGUCAGGACCCCUUCGCCCGCCUCUCGGCGCUGAAGGACGACCUCUGCCACCGGCAGCUCCCCGAAGACCAGACAGCCAUUCUCAACAGCGUGGACCACGACGACACCAGUGGGCACGCCACGUUGCUUUAGCCUAGCACCAGCCCGAGAAGGUUAAACAGGCCGGGGUGGAGGGAGCUGACAUCGUGCCGCCGGGGGACGGAGCCUCCUUUUAUGUGAAGAUAACAGCAACAAAACCAUCCGUGACAUCUUCCCUUACCUGUCUCUGAAAGGGAAAACCAGAAAGACCCCGAGCCUUCGAAUCGGUCUGAGAUGUGAGAAAUCACCGUUUGUCUGUGCAAAUGCAUUUGAACCUUGCUAACGCGUACUCAACACUGCGAGCACGCAGGUAUGGGACUGUUUUCAUCCAAGGGUGUUUUGCCCCCCCCCCAAGUACGGUGUGUGUCAGCUUUGAUGAGGGUGGUUUUGAUUAAUUCUUCCCGACACUCCAUAUAUCUCUGGCAAAUGUUCUUCAGUGCUGUGUGGUAAUGUGAUUUCUUACUACGGUGACGUCUGUAAUCUUUAUUCAUAACUGCAAAACGGGGAGACGCCGCCGCAGGCGUGUGAGCGAAGGGGGGCUUGGCUGCGUUGCCCCCCAAAAGCCGCCGUCGGCGGAUGCUGAGCCCGGGCGAGAGCGGCUGGAAAAUCCCCAGCUCUGCGGAUGGAGACGGAUGGCUCCUCGGAGCGGCCGCGCAAAGCUAAGCCCAGCCUUUCGCGUCACCUUAAAACGCGUUGCUGCUGGUUUCACUGUUUUCCCCUUCUUUCUCCUGCUCCAGCCCGGCCGUGUAGGCUGUGACACCUGCCGGGGUUGUGUCCCUCCCUUUGCCCCAUCCGAGGAGACCCGCUGUUCCCCUCUCGGUAAUGCUGUUCUAACUCUUCACCGGAAUGUAUUUCCUCUUCAAAAUACUUAGGGUAGGUUUGGCGGCCGGUGGUUUUCUGGAUUGCAUAGGCCUUUUUAUUUUAGCAGGAAAGGUGUAGCCCGCUCUGAGAACAGCCGGGCUCGCUUUCCUGCUCUUGCCUCCACUCUCUGACUGCGUGGCCUUGGGCAAGUCACUCAACCUCUCUGUGCCUCAGUUCUCCCAUCUGUAAAAUGGGGAUAAGUCAUAUUUGAGCACUUUGGACAAGCACUUGGUCACCUACAGGCUGCAAGUGCUAUGUAAAUGCUGAGUGCUAAUACCGAGUGAUCCCUACCUUUAAAAUAUUUAGAGAAUAUAUAUUUUUUUUUUUUUGAAGCGAUAAAAUCAACCGCUGCAUCCAGGUUUGCACACUUCUUCCUCUGCGGUAAAGUGCUAAACCCUCCAGCCUGCCUGGGAAUAAAAUACCGAGUGUUUCAUGUGGAUAUUCUUGCUUUGAGUGGAUUCAGGCUGUAAAAGAAGCAUCAGGAGAAUUGAAGAGCCUGUAGGCAUGCUUUUUUUGCCCCAGGCUCUCCAUUUGCAUAUGAAACUUCUGUUUAUUCCCAGGUAGAAUUGCCAAGAGAUUCUCCGCAAUCUCGCCUUUAAUUCUGCUUUGCCUUGGUUAUUGCUCUUGCUGCUGGUUGAACCUCAAAGGGCUUAGAUGUUUGGAGAAAGACGUGAGCUCUCGGCAGGGCGGUCGGGAUACGGCACUCCGAUCCCGCCACGCUCCCCAGGAGCUUUUAGGUUGGAGCCUUUUUACCGCUCUGCUUAGAAAUACCUGUUUUUAGAGGUCGUGCUUCCUCUUCCAGCAGGACGCUCGGCAGCCUGCAACCACGAGAAGCAGAGCGCCGCGUCUUUUUCAAUCUCGAAGCCCUGACUUAGGUUUGAACCACUUGAUAAUGAAUCCUCUAAAUCGAUAACGAGAUAUUUCCAAGCUUUAACAACUUCGUGUAGGUGGUCUUCAAACCACGAGCAGGUUUGUUUCAGGAAGGAGGGAGGGUCUCGUAGAAAUGCCUCUCUCUUUCCAGCCUGCACCGGGGCUUUUUAUUGAGUUCGUGACGAGUGACCUGAUGUAACACCCUCAACUAUCAGAGUGAGAAGUCAACUUCGCUAACAGUACGACUGCGAAUUCAUUUUAUUUGAGUGUGUUUUAGGGAUUUCCCUAGAAUCCUCUCGGAUCUGAAUUGAUUUAAUGCCAUUCGCCCGCUCGGCAGCGGGGAAAACUCUGCUUGGCUAACUUCAGCUCGCCGGUAACGUCAGCGGCGUGGCGAGCCGGGCUGCUCCCGACGGAAAGGUGACAAUCGGGGCCGGGGGGAGGCGCGGAGGCUUUGUGCUGGCCGUGCUGCGGCUGACUUGCUCUUCCUUUCGCUCUCGUUGCUUCAACCUCUCUCACAGAAGGUUGGUUUGUUUCGUUGGUUUGUUGGUUUUGUUUGUUUUUUUUUUUUUUUCAUUUGAGUGCUUUCCAAACUGUUUAUGACGCCCGUUUGUAUGGGCAAGGCGGUGUCUUCAGGCUCUUGAGGUCGCUACCUCGGGACCGUGCCCUCAUCCCGUCUUAAGGAGUUCUGGAGGACUCGGAGUGCAGGGAAGGUUGACGGAGCGCGCUGGCUUGCUGGGUCAGUCUUUUGAGAGUUGUUUUCCUUUUGCAGGUGUUUUGAGCCGCUGGGCCUCCCUGCUUUUCAUGCUCUUCGACCUUUAGAGGCUGGAGCUGCAGCCCUCUCUCUUUCAGCCGUGUACCUGCCACGCUGCUGGAGUGGGAAAUCCCGCCCGGGCGCCUCGUGGAAGCGGCUCUUCCCUAAAACCAUCCUUAACUCCUUUCCCUGCUAGACCGAGUUACCUUCCGAUAGACUCGGGCCGUGCUUUGGCAGACGGGCUCACCUCUUGCUUUGGCAACCUCUGCGCUUCUCCCAGCCCUCUGGUUUCCAUGCCCUUCAGGGGGUCGCUCCUCUCUCCUCCCGCGGACCUGGGACAUCGAAGCUGUGUCAGACGAUGCCAAACGCUUCCCCCAUUUCAUCCCUGUUUGAACUCCGUUUCGCUUUGGUGGUUUGCAAACACAGCUGCUGCUGCUUCAUUUUUAUUUUUUUUUUUUCUUUUUUUUUCCUUUCAUGCUGCAAAAUAUAUCUUGAUUUUUAUCUUCCUGGGCCAAACUCUCUUAUUUUGUCAGCUUGUCUGAGGUAGACGGCUCUUGCUUUAUCAGUAAGCGUACGAUUCCUCCAUGCACGCUGCGAACGUGAUGCGUUUCAUCAGGUCCCUUGGAAAAUCCUGGGCCGUGGUGAAAAAAAAAAAUGCCUCUAAAUCACAAGAAUAACUGUCCCUGGGCUCCGCCGAGGUGUCAGUGAGGUGGUGCCUCCUCCUGCGAGGUGGCCGCGGUGGGGAUGCUCCGGCGCCGUUCCCGUGCCGCCGCGGGGGUUGCAGGCUGCAGCCGCCCCGCGCUGGGGUUGGUAACGUGGAGAGGUAGGUACGGGGGUGUCGCUGAGGUCCCUCAGAAAGAAGGGGGUGGUCGUGGGGUGCCGUGGCUCGCACCCUCUCCGUCAAACCCGUGCCGUCCUGUUGCAGGCAGGCGGUGGGGCAGGGGAAGAUGCUUUGCCUGGUUUUCCGGCAGGAGCUGCAGUCGGGCCAUGGAUUUUUAAGGUGACUUUACUGUGCAAACCCACAGAUGUUUUAGGUUUUGCGACGUUGACGUGAAGGAAAAUGCAAGUUAGCGUAAGCGGGGAAGAGUCGGGGGGGAGUGUUUAGGGCUUGCCUGCGGGGCCCCAUUUCUGUGCCUGCUGUUAACGGCACCCGCGGGCACUUGGAGCGAGGGGUUUGUAGGAUGGGGGGAGCGGAAGGGUCUCCUCCCAGCUCUCGCGACAGACUUGUGCCACGAACUUGGGCCGGAGCCCUCAGUGGAAGGCACCAGCACCCCCAAACCACCAGCCUGGCUGGGUGCGUUCGUAGGUGCCCCCCCCCCCAAGCAGAGUGGUCCCCGGGAGCUGCCGGGGGGGGCGGCGGGGAGCGGGCAGUGGUUUUCCCAGGGUGGGAUGCUCGCUGCUGCCGCCGCCGUGCUCCGGUCACUCGUGACUUGGAGGCUGUUUUUUUCGUCACCGGUGGGCUCCAGGCGGUCGUCCCCUUGUCAGCUGGUUCAAUGCCACCCGCUUUGGGGGAAGGCUGGAGGUGACGGUGUUUGGAUAGAUAAAUGUAAAGGGAUGGUAAAGGGAAUAACAACUUCGCUGCGCCUACCUCCAGGGGUGUGGUGGAGGGUGCAGGGUUUGUGCUCAGCAGCCCCGGCUCAGUCCUAGCAGGGCUUAGUCAUGUCUCAGGGCAUUUGAGACUCAUUGCUGCUCAUACCUUGCCAUCUGUAUUAGGACAAAAUCCGCCUGAUGUUUUGGUUUCUCUUCCUGCUCCAGGCGGUGAUGUAGAUGUGGGAUUUCUCCGAGUUUUGGGUUGGUUUCAGCUGUAGUUCUUGGCUGGGGGUAUUUUUCGGCGGGGCUGGACCGGCUGCCUGCAGGGAUUUCCACAUGUCCUGCGUGGGCUCUCUGUGGCCCCUGGCUGGCAGAGUCGAUGCUUUUUGUGGAAAGAAAUCUUUUCAAGGAACCGGAGUAAACCGCGCUGUAUAUAUGAGAUAUAAAUACUUAGAGAAGCAUAGGACAAAGAUAGAUAGGUAUGCAGAAGUCCUGUAGAUUUGCAUGUCAGGGGUAUGUUUGUCUCUAGGGGAGAGUGUUUAGAGCCACGGUGGA
This is a messenger RNA of Tyto alba (common barn owl), 8999 nucleotides long. It is a transcript of the gene IGSF9B, whose product is annotated as immunoglobulin superfamily member 9B. The record is from RefSeq and is a predicted model, not a curated record. Gene Ontology annotation, biological process: cell-cell adhesion. The coding region runs from base 83 to 4486 and encodes 1467 amino acids. NCBI's taxonomy places the organism in Eukaryota, Metazoa, Chordata, Aves, Strigiformes, Tytonidae. Gene Ontology annotation, molecular function: protein binding. The transcript is spliced from 22 exons.